Molecule: messenger RNA, 1636 nt
Organism: Cladocopium goreaui
Lineage: Eukaryota; Dinophyceae; Suessiales; Symbiodiniaceae
Source: the annotation of a GenBank genome assembly
AUGACUAUUGUGACUGCAAAUGUGGACGCAUUUGCAGGGGCUCGAGCCGCUGGGCAUUACCUCUUCCACGGUACCAGCCCGGAGAAUGCCAAGGCCAUCGCCGCCAACGGCUUCCGCCGAAUCAUGGCGGGCAGCAACGCGGGGACGGCCUUUGGAAGGGGCUGUUACUUUGCAGAAGCUUUAUCCAAAUCAGAUGAGUGUGCACAAUGCGAGGAGCAAGGGCAAUUCGUGAUCCUGCUCUGCCGCGUGGAAUUCCCAGCUCUGGCAGCGCUUUCAAAAUGCUUCCGCCGCUCUGGCGAGACGUCGAGGCCUUGGCGACCCCUGAUUGUGCUGGCAAUUUCAGUCUUGGAACACUAUGGGCGAGCAGUGACUGCUCGCCUCCACGUCAAACUGGAGGAGGGUGGUGCUAGGCCAAUUCACACCCAAUUUUAUCGCGCUUGGAGUCCCUAUGACUAUUGUGACUGCAAAUGUGGACGCAUUUGCAGGGGCUCGAGUGAGCCCUUAGGGGAGCUGACCCAAAGGCUCCGGAAGCCUUUGGUGGAGCAUUACCUCUUCCACGGCACCAGCCCGGAGAAUGCCAAGGCCAUCGCCGCCAACGGCUUCCGCCGAAUCAUGGCGGGCAGCAACGCGGGGACGGCCUUUGGAAGGGGCUGUUACUUUGCAGAAGCUUCAUCCAAAUCAGAUGAGUAUGCACAAUGCGACGAGCAAGGGCAAUUCGUGAUCCUGCUCUGCCGCGUGGAAUUCCCAGCUCUGGCAGCGCUUUCAAAAUGCUUCCGCCGCUCUGGAGAGACGUCGAGGAUCCGUCCCUGGUUGUACGCAGGUGCAGAUGUUGGAUGGCAAUCCAGAGACUGGCCACGUGAAAACCAGUCACUGGUGCUGCGGUCUAUGGCUCCAGGUGUGUCUGAAAAAAUGUGGUAUAGCCCGAAACCGUGGCAUUCAACGGUUUCCCAGCAAUUGGCAGCUGGGUCAUCAAAUCGCUGGCAUCCAGCAAUUUGAUGACCCAGCUGCCUCCACAUCAAACUGGAGGAGGGUGCCUGCUGCGUCCCGCCUGGUGGUAUUGUGCAGCUUUUACUUGAAUUCAACGCCGUUUCAAGUCCAAGUGGAAGAACCCUGACCGCUGCUGGUCUGAGCCCAGAUGCCAUUGCAUUCAAUUUGACAGGCCAAUUCACACCCAAUUUUAUCGCGCUUGGAGUCCCUAUGACUAUUGUGACUGCAAAUGUGGACGCAUUUGCAGGGGCUCGAGUGAGCCCUUAGGGGAGCUGACCCAAAGGCUCCGGAAGCCUUUGGUGGAGCAUUACCUCUUCCACGGCACCAGCCUGGAGAAUGCCAAGGCCAUCGCCGCCAACGGCUUCCGCCGAAUCAUGGCGGGCAGCAACGCGGGGACGGCCUUUGGAAGGGGCUGUUACUUUGCAGAAGCUUCAUCCAAAUCAGAUGAGUAUGCACAAUGCGACGAGCAAGGGCAAUUCGUGAUCCUGCUCUGCCGCGUGGAUCCCACGGUGGCCCUAACCUUGGCCGACGCCUUGCACGGGGACAGCUACGACUCUGCGUUGGCGGAGCGAGUUGGCUGAAGCCAAAAUUGGCUUGCCAGCUAGUACCAGAAUCUGGUGAAAAGGGCAGAUACUCGGAUGCUGUGAAA